CGAUUCAGAUAAAUUUAGGAUACAGAUCACUUUUAAGCAUCAUUCAGUAUCCAAACAAUCUUGGAUGGAAGAAAUCGUAGUUAAUAAUUACUUUUGCAAAACAAAAUUAUAGAAAUCAUCCUCUGAAGCGAGUUCAAGAUUCAGUACUUUACGGAAUAAGGGACCACCAUCACGGAGUUUAUCAUGUGUGUUUAACCGGUGACGAUGUAAACAAUGGGUGUAAUUACAUUGAUAUCUGGUGGAAUUUUCUUCAUUUCUUUAAAUGCUCUGGUUAGAAACUGUUUAAAGCAUGUAUUUAACAGUAAACUUUCAGUCACAGACCAGUAUUUUAUCACUGAAAAGUGUGUGAAUGCAAUUCAGGCUAUUUUAGCAACAGUGGUUGGAGUCAUUAUUGCAAAGUCAUGUCAAGAAAAUAUCAUGACUGAUGUGCACUGGCUGACAAACACUUAUGCCUGGUUUGGUCUUUCAUACUUUUUGUAUGACAUUUGGGCCAUGUACAACACUCACUUCUACCUCAAUCUAGAUAUUAUGUUAAAGAUGAACAAUAAGGAAAGAAUUAGUCACUUUGUGAAAUUCAACAAAGCUAUGCUUGUACACCAUGUUAUUCUUCCAUUUAUCUUCUUUCCAAGUAUUUUGUAUUUCCGUAAUAACAAGGGAGACUACUUUGUUGGAGUUCUGUAUACAUGUGAAGCUGCAAUUCCUUUUAUAGCAGUAAGAUUCAUUCUGUCACAGUUGAAGAUUAAAGACAAUAUUAUAUACAUUAUAGCCGGGUUAUUAAUGAUAGUAGUGUUCUUUCUGGUACGGGUCUGCAUCUUUCCAUACCUAUACAUGAGCUAUGCACGAUAUGCGGACAUUCCGUUCUUUCAAGUACCAUCAAGUAUACCUCUGAAAUGCAAUAUAGGAUGUUUACUGAUAUUAGUUUUACAAUUACAUUUCCUGUAUUUAAUGAUAAGGGGUGCAUAUAGGGAAUUUUAUAAAAUGUAUGAAAGACGUAUACACAAGUGUUGAUGUAUUUCAGGUGGCAUUUACAUGUUUUGUUGCAAUAUUUUUUUUUGUGAUAAAU
Ruditapes philippinarum (Manila clam) is the source of this 1063-nucleotide messenger RNA. RefSeq names its product ceramide synthase-like. The record is from RefSeq and is a predicted model, not a curated record. Bases 214 to 1008 code for a protein of 264 amino acids. Gene Ontology annotation, cellular component: endoplasmic reticulum; membrane. Gene Ontology annotation, biological process: lipid homeostasis. The transcript has 5 exons. NCBI's taxonomy places the organism in Eukaryota, Metazoa, Mollusca, Bivalvia, Venerida, Veneridae.